AUGCUUGUGGGAGCGCAGUUGUACGUCCGUUCUGUUACCAAAGAACACCUUGACGCUGGGCACAGUCCUGGAAUGGGAAUCUCAGAAAUUGGAUUUAGGCAAGAACCUUCAGCUUUCUGUGGGAAGUCGUUCUGUGCCCAGAAUGGCUCUGACACGGGGAAUGGACCAGUUGAGGCGGUACAAGAGGAACAUCAACCUUUAAGUGGCAGUUGUACCUCUGACAGCGAAAGCUGGUUGCACACUCUUACGUUGGAGGCUACGAUGGAUAGUUCGGCAGAAGCUAUCCACAACUUCAAACGAGAGUUGAAUAAACUUUGCAUGAAGGAAUUCGUUUAG
Protopolystoma xenopodis is the source of this 336-nucleotide messenger RNA. The record is from the annotation of a GenBank genome assembly. NCBI's taxonomy places the organism in Eukaryota, Metazoa, Platyhelminthes, Monogenea, Polystomatidea, Polystomatidae.